CCCCAGACUCCCCCAUCACCUUCACGGUUCCCUCAUAACCCUCACGGUCACUACGCCGGCACUCGGCCUUGGUCCUGCUUGCGGCACAUAGACAGCAUAGACGACUCUUAGACCAGAACUACCUGGACACCUUCUCCGACAUAGACGACAUCCCAUAGACCGCCGCUUGCAGCUCCAAGGCCGCCGCCUAAAUCAAAAAAUCACCAAACAACGACAUGCAUCAAGCCCUCCUCAUCGACGAGAUCCUGCGCGACAUCUUCGAGGAAUGCAGUAGGGGCACGCUCAAUGCUGCCGCUCGGACGUGUCGCGCGUGGACGGAUCCUGCGCUCGAUCAACUAUGGCGCGUAACGCGUGGUUUGGAUGCCUUUCUUUCGCUUCUCCCUCAAGUUAAGCUCGAGGGGAAACAUAGGGUGCUCACUCGCCAGCCUACCGAGACGGAGGUCGCACGCGCAGCCACAUACGCCCGCCGCAUUCGCAAACUCGUGAUGCUGCAACCCUUCGUCAAGAUUCCUGCGCUGUAUAAUGUGGCAGACGGUCUCUUCCUGGAUAUCCGCGAGCUCAGGCUGGCAGCCUUCGCCGACAAAGACGCAGCCAACCUCUUCAUCAACCCGGCUCUGAGGAUGCUGGAACUGGACACGUCCCGUGGGACGGAGCUUCAAGACCUGUUAGCGCUCCUUCCUGCGCGCUGCCCCGCCCUGGACAACCUUCGCAUCAGAGGACCGAUCACGGAGGACUGCGAUGGCGCACUUCGUUCCCUGUCCGGUCUACGCACACUUUCGCUCAAGGUCGGUGCCUCUCUGCGUCCUGCGAUCGUAGCAUCGCUCUCGCGGCUGCCCCGCUUAGAGUCGCUCGAGCUGCUUGCGGAGCAUCUGGAUGCGGACGCACUACCCGUACCUGCGUCCACACUCUUCCCCGCAUUGCACGACCUGCAUCUUCGAGCGCACGCUCAGGUAGCGAUCGCCUUCCUUAAUCUCGUACCCAGAGACGCCCUGCGCUCCCUGCGUGUCGACCUCGAAGACACCUCCCUCUCCGCGCAGACCGCGCGCACCGUCUUCGCUUCAGUCGCUUCCGCGGCCUCGAACAGUCUUACGAACUUCACCCUCGAAUGGCACCGUGAUGGAGAGGGCGAACUCACCGCGGAUGCACUCGCGCCGCUAGCCCGCCUGCAGCGCCUCCGCCGUCUGGUACUCGACACCCGCGCGCUGCCAGACCUGACGGACGCGGAACUUGACAAGCUCGCGCAAUGCUGGCCAUACCUGGAAGUGCUCGAGCUCGGGUCCGCACCCCUUCCAGAGCGCGAUGGGCGCGCAGACUGGGCGUGCCGCGGCACACUGGGCUCGCUGAACAUACUCGCGAACGCCUGCCCGAGGUUGCGCGCAUUGAUGAUGCCGGUGGAUCUCGGCAAGGGAGUGGAAGGGAAGGAAGAGGAGGCCGUGUCUCAUGCUUCGCUCGAGUGUCUGAGCCUCUGGUCGCCGUCGGUGUUCGAGCCCAAGGAGGUGGCAGAGAAGUUGGAGGCCAUGUUCCCCGCGCUCAAAAUCGUAGACGGGUCACCGGAGCAUGAGAACCUGUGGAUUGAGGUUCAUAAAACGAUGGGCUUGCCCUGCGCUCAGACCAUCAUGGAUGUUUGUAUGUGAGCUCGCCUAGACGGCCAGGUACACUGGAUCACACUUAGACUAGACUAUGUUCGCGUGUAAUGGUAGCUAUGUAUGUAGCUAUAAUUUAUGGACGGAUAUUUAUUCCUUUCUCGAAGCGU
Molecule: messenger RNA, 1753 nt
Organism: Schizophyllum commune H4-8
Lineage: Eukaryota; Fungi; Basidiomycota; Agaricomycetes; Agaricales; Schizophyllaceae
Exons: 2
Coding region: 216-1634 (472 amino acids)
Source: RefSeq, a predicted model, not a curated record